AUGAAAACCUUCCUAAUUGCUGCUGCCUGCUUCGCCGUGGCCGUCGCUGGCCCCACGCGCUUCGUUCUUCCCGGCGUCGCCGGACCUGCUCCCGUCAUCGACCUCGACCAAUACGAAUCUAUUUCUGUCGGACCCGCCAUUGUUGACACCGAGUCCAUCUCCGUCGGACCUGCUAUCGUCGAAGGCGAAUACGAACCCAUCCAUGUUGGACCCGCUAUCGUUGAAGGCGAAUACGAGCCCAUCCAUGUUGGACCCGCAAUCGUCGAAGGCGAAUACGAGCCCAUCCAUGUUGGACCCGCAAUCGUCGACGGCGAAUACGAGCCCAUCCAUGUCGGACCCGCAAUCGUCGAUGGCGAAUACGAGCCCAUCCAUGUCGGACCCGCAAUCGUCGAAGAAGUCGUGCCCGCUCCCGUCCCCUCCCCUGUGAGCUCUCCUCUCGUUCAGAUCAUCGUCAACGUCAAGCCCGGUUCCGAAAACCUUGUAUCUGUUGAACCUUCCCCCGUCAUCGUGCCCGAGGUUGAACCCACACCCGUGAUCGUCGUCGACAACCAUGAGGCCCCCGAAUCCGUCAUCGUCGUCGACAGGCCUGAGGUCCCCGAAUCCGUUAUCGUGGUUGACAAGCCUGAGGUCCCCGAAUCCGUCAUCGUUGUCGACAAACCUGAGGUUCCCGAACCCGUCAUCGUCGCUCCCGUUAUUGUCCCCUCGCCCGUCAUUACCCUCCCUGACAUCCUCAACUAAAAAAAGAAAAACUUCGAUACGAGCAACAAACACAACAACGGCUUACUACGAACAACUCAUAAGCAGAAGAUCUAUGUAAUAAUUGUAAAGUGUUUUGAACAUUAACAUGUAUUGCACACCAUCAGAUCUAAUAAAAAAAUAUUUUA
This is a messenger RNA of Nymphalis io (European peacock), 884 nucleotides long. RefSeq lists its product as uncharacterized. The record is from RefSeq and is a predicted model, not a curated record. The coding region runs from base 1 to 738 and encodes 245 amino acids. The transcript has a single exon. Lineage: Eukaryota; Metazoa; Arthropoda; Insecta; Lepidoptera; Nymphalidae.